AUGGCGAAGGGUAAGAAGAGUGGUGAGGCUAAGGGAUCGCAGAAGCGCCAGAAGAAGGUCCUCCGUGAGAAUGUGCGCGGAAUCACCCGCGGUUCCAUCCGCCGCCUCGCCCGCCGUGGUGGAGUGAAACGCAUCUCUGGCGUUAUCUACGACGAGGUGCGUGGUGUGCUAAAGUCAUUUGUGGAGGGUGUUGUUCGUGAUGCGACGGCAUACACUGAGUACUCCCGCAAAAAAACUGUAACGGCUGUUGACGUGGUCAAUGCGCUUCGCAAGCGCGGCAAGAUUCUGUACGGUUAUGCAUAA
Molecule: messenger RNA, 303 nt
Organism: Trypanosoma brucei brucei TREU927
Lineage: Eukaryota; Euglenozoa; Kinetoplastea; Trypanosomatida; Trypanosomatidae
Product: histone H4, putative
Exons: 1
Coding region: 1-303 (100 amino acids)
Biological process (GO): nucleosome assembly
Molecular function (GO): protein heterodimerization activity; structural constituent of chromatin; DNA binding
Source: RefSeq, a predicted model, not a curated record